Messenger RNA from Trypanosoma brucei brucei TREU927, 2007 nucleotides. RefSeq lists its product as hypothetical. The transcript has a single exon. Gene Ontology annotation, cellular component: cilium. The record is from RefSeq and is a predicted model, not a curated record. Bases 1 to 2007 code for a protein of 668 amino acids. NCBI's taxonomy places the organism in Eukaryota, Euglenozoa, Kinetoplastea, Trypanosomatida, Trypanosomatidae. Gene Ontology annotation, biological process: outer dynein arm assembly; cilium movement.
AUGACUAGGUUGCCUUCAGCGGCAGCGGGGCGCUCGUCUCCGCCAGCACAGGGAUCCUCCGUUCAAAGUCGAAGUGCCCGCGGGGAUGCUGCCGGGAAUGAUCAACGGAAGUUGAGUCCAAAGCAACCCUCGAAACAGCGAACCAAUGCGGGGUCGCGCCACGCUACUGUGGCUGAGGCACCAAAAAAUGAAGUGGAACUUUACAUGCAGCGGAUUAAUGAGAUCAGUGCUCAGCGGACCAAGGUGGUACGGGAGUAUCAACAGAAAAUUGCCUCCAAUCGCGCGCAAGUGCGUAUGAUGCACGAUGAAAAUACGCACCUCCGCUCCAUUCGUGCCUGUGGCAAGAACGUAACGGACCGGGAGUUGGAACUUUUGGACCGUCGCAAAUAUGCAACAAUAAGACGGCUGAACCGCCUGACACACCAAGUGAGAAAGAUCGAGGAAGGAAUUCGCAGAAAUGAGGAGGAGCGUGUAACCAACGAAAGGGAGCUUUCUGAGGCAGCCAAAGAUGGCGCCGUGUCAGGAAGCAAAAGUGUAGCAUUGCGGAUUCAUCGUCUCGAAAAAUUUCUUGAUCAGACACUGGGGCACCAGCGGUUUGUUGCGAGGAUUAAUGAUGGGUACCGUGAGCUGUUGAAGGAGCUUGUGGAAGAUUCUAUUGGUCGUGAUGCCCGCACGCGUGCUCUGGAGCAGCACCUUGAUAUUCGCCACCAGGAAUAUGCGCGCCUUGUAACACUCUAUCACAACGCUACAUCGCAAUAUGAAAACGUGCAAAGGGAUUUAAAGAGCUUUGAUUCCUCUUUUCAGCAGGCACGGCAUUUGAAAGACAAAGCCCUUGCUGACAGAAGACUUCGUGUGGAAACUGCACUACGUCAAACACAAGGUCUUGAGCAGCGGCAAGUGGAGUUGCAGCAGGAAAUUGAUGAGGAAUUACAGCGCAUCGAAGAAGCUGAAAUAGAGAAGCAACUUGUCCUGCAGAGGCGACGACGAACUAUAUUACCCCCUGAUCGAAAUUCUGUGGUUGCUGGUACGUCUGACUACAAUCAACGGGCUGAAUUAUCUGACAGGAUCGCUAAUGCCCUUCUUGCAAGUGGAUCGGCGAAGGAUGAGGAGCGCAUGAGAGCGUUCGAAAAAAGUUUUGUAAAAAUGAUGCGUGUGACAGAAGCAGAGUCACUUGACGACCUUGUGAAUAAGUUUUCCCAAGAGCAGGCGCUGCGUGAACAGCUUCAAAAACAGUACCGCGACGAGCAAAAAAGACUUGAAGACCUUCAGAAUGAGGUUGCGAGACUGAAGAAAAAAGUAAAGGAUCACGAAGUUACCUACGUACACCCCGCACCUGUAACGUUCUGCAUGAAGAGCGAGUUGGAUAGCUACGUUACCGAUGCGUCGUGUAAACGUGACUCAGCUCUGGGGGAGCUGACAACACUGGAACGCAUUCUGGCGGAGGUGGUGCAGCACACAGAUGUACUCGCAGAGCAAGUUUCAUUGUAUAAGCCUGAGGUUGUGGUUCCGCGGACAAAGAUUGAAAAUGUUGUUACAAAUUUGCAACUCUUGGGGGCAAAAAUACUAUCCCUUGCCGACGAAACGGUGGACCGCACUUCAACAGCGCCAUGUGUGGCAUCUAUUCACGUGAACCUUCCAUCGUCCAACACGCGUGUGAAGCUGUGUUCUAUAAAGGAACAGGCCAAAACGGCAACUCCAACAACGUCAACCCCCGUUACAAACAAUCCGCCGUCACCGGAAACGGAUGGAAGCUGCUUCUUUGACAAGGGGAGCUGCUUCACAGAUAGCGUUACAAAUGGCAUCGUACCCAUUGGUGGGGGAAAGCUUGGCAUUUCUACAGUAUCAAGCGACUCUGGUGAACACGAGGAUGACACUGAGGAAGGCAGGCGCUCUAUGGCUCUAUUGGACAAUGAUGAGCCGUUGGGCCGUGAGCAGAUUAAACGCUUGGCUGCGGUAGUGCUGCGCCGUGAAGAGAGGCGCCGGCUGCGGGAGGAACGCCAGCGGUGA